AUGGCGAACCAAAAUAGAGUUAUUUAUACAAUUGACCCCUCUACCAAUCCAGCUUCAUGGCCACCUGGACAAGCUCCAGAAUUCGGCACUGCAAUCUACAGGGUCGAUGUUACUUACAUCAAUCUCAACGGGGAUUCGGACUUUCGUACGCUUCGAACCGGCACCAACAGGCAUAUUCACCAUGCAGUUAUACAGGUGACAAAGCAUAUAGCUCGAGGCCUCUACCGAAUUGUCAGUAUGAAUGUUGGCGAAUAUCAAUGCGUAGUAGUUAUGGAAACUGAGAAAUCAACCGACGAUCUUAUGUCUCAUGGGUUCCCCUGGGAUAGGGAUGAUGACCCUCAGCCAAGUGUUAUUCUGGAGUAG
This is a messenger RNA of Fusarium oxysporum Fo47, 363 nucleotides long. RefSeq lists its product as uncharacterized. The record is from RefSeq and is a predicted model, not a curated record. The transcript has a single exon. Bases 1 to 363 code for a protein of 120 amino acids. NCBI's taxonomy places the organism in Eukaryota, Fungi, Ascomycota, Sordariomycetes, Hypocreales, Nectriaceae.